Apis florea (little honeybee) is the source of this 920-nucleotide messenger RNA. RefSeq lists its product as uncharacterized. NCBI's taxonomy places the organism in Eukaryota, Metazoa, Arthropoda, Insecta, Hymenoptera, Apidae. The record is from RefSeq and is a predicted model, not a curated record.
GCUUUAGUUCCCUCGAAAAUCUUCCAGAAUGUUAGUCAGUGUCGUGGAUAUUCUUGUUUUUUAUUUGGUGACGGUUGCACGUUUGACCAACGGUGUAUUGACAACAGAAGCGUCUAGGAAUAUCCAACUAGUAACGAAUUUACAACCACCGACCCUUAGUUACCUUCCAACUACGGACACGGUGUUUCCAAAACUUUCUCGACCCGAUGUUUUCACUGGCCAAGCUUUGAACAAUGGGCUAGAAGAUGGAGAGCCAGGUAGAGGCUUAAAGGCCGAAAGGCAAAUACAAGCCGGGUAUUCGUACCUGAAACCGCUAUUGAUCGAUCUCCAGUUACCAUUGAAUGAUCAGACGGCGAUUAAAUCAAUCGGCGAUAAACAGAGGUCGAGCGAAAGCCAAACUUCUGGAGCAAAGGCGUUGAGGUUAGGUAAAUCAUCAUGGCGGCCGGGGAACGGGACAAGGCUGCGGCAGCACGAGGUCGGGUAUCGCGCUCACGUACCUCGCCGAUCGGCGUACAGUGUCGUAGAGGAGGUCGAUGAAUACCUAACAGAUGAUUCGGAUGGAUUGGGGCAUCGUGGGAAGGCGACGAAUCCCCAUCGUAAUUCGCAGGAUAUAACGGCGGCCAUCAAAGCCCUCGAUCGCUUCCUGAGCGGGGCUCUGAACGAUGAUAGUUACAACAGCGAGCUACAUCCACCGCCCAAUCCUGUUCUGGCCCUCGUCCUGUCUCGAUACGGGCGAUACGUGCCCGGAUCACGAAACCCUCGCGUGUACGCUCACAUGGCCGUAAACAAUAUACACAACAACAAGCCUUUCGGUAGUUAUAAGCUGGAGUGCGACGAAUCGCCUGUCUACGUUAAGAGAUAACGAUGAAAGUACGUAGCCACUUAGUGGAUCGUAGAUUAUAAUUGGAUAGAGAAAAAUA